Molecule: messenger RNA, 857 nt
Organism: Racocetra fulgida
Lineage: Eukaryota; Fungi; Glomeromycota; Glomeromycetes; Diversisporales; Gigasporaceae
Source: the annotation of a GenBank genome assembly
GCAAGGGCACUAGUGAUCUAUUCUAUUUGGAUGUUUCUUCUCCAUUCUACUCUGCUAAUCCAAAAUGGACUGAUCUCACGAGUGUUGCUCCUAUUCCUGUCACUAGUGCAUUCGCACCUUCUUGUGUUGGUGGGAGUAACAGUUCCACUAUUUUCUUAUUUGAACAUCGUAGAACAAAUAAUGCUAAUUCAACUUCCUUAGUUACUUUUACUUUUGAUACAUCAUCUCAAAAAUGGACUGCUCCAACGAUGUCUGGUGUUAUACCACCUCCCAGACAGGAUAUGAGAGCGGUUGCUGAUAAAAACGGUAAAAUUUAUAUUACUGGUGGAUUUGAACCAUAUACAACCUUUAGAUCAUAUAAUAGCACUUACAUAUUGGACUCUUUGAGCUUAUCUUGGACUAAUGGUGCUAAUGCUUUGAUAAUUCGGUCUGCUUAUACUGCUACCCUUUUACCGAGUGGUGAUAUCGUAUAUGUAGGAGGAACAAAUGACGAUGGAAGUGUCAGUAUUUUAAAUGCGAAAUUUGAUUUAUUAACUGCCCCGAAUAAUAAUAUUUACAUAUUGGAUACUUCAAAUUAUACAUGGGUUUCAUCUAUUGUUUCUGUUUCUACUACUGCCCCUCCUGGUGCAAAUGGUAUCCCUUCUGGUGCAAGUGGUACCAGUUCAUCUAAUACAACACAAAAAGAUUCAGAUCAAUCUAAUAAUCAUUUACCAUUAAACAUUUUACUAAUUGCUGGUGUUGGUGGCUUACUUGGUGCUCUCAUCGUUAUUGGAAGUAUCAUAGGCAUAAUUUAUAAUCGUAAGAAAAGUCAUGAUGAUAAGUAUAUUCCUACUCCGGGUACGAACAUUCCUUAUUAA